Molecule: messenger RNA, 1060 nt
Organism: Equus quagga
Lineage: Eukaryota; Metazoa; Chordata; Mammalia; Perissodactyla; Equidae
Product: xanthine dehydrogenase/oxidase-like
Exons: 6
Coding region: 448-864 (138 amino acids)
Molecular function (GO): oxidoreductase activity; iron ion binding
Source: RefSeq, a predicted model, not a curated record
GCUUCCUUUGUCCCUAGCCCAGAGUCUUGGGUGGAGAGGUGAGGACACCUAGACAAGAGACAAGAACAUAAUGUCGAACGAAGAGAAAUGACACGAAGCAUCACUAAGUCUCCCAGGCCCUGCCCGCAGGUUCACUCUGAUGACCUGAGUGGACAAUGGAAUGACCUUAAUCUGAGGUUCCAGCCACUUUUCUGCCAAUGCCUGCCUGGCUCCCAUCUGUUCCUUGCACCAUGUUGCUGUGACCACUGUAGAAGGAAUAGGAAGCACCAAGACAAGGCUGCAUCCUGUGCAGGCAGGCUGAGAAGCUCCUUCUGGUUCUCAUGACUCCUAUUCCUUGAAGGGGCUUUCCUACUAAUAACUGACAGUGAUUGACAACCUACUGUAUGCCAGGAGAGAAUUGCCAAAAGCCAUGGGUCCCAGUGCGGGUUCUGCACCCCUGGCAUCGUCAUGAGCAUGUACACACUGCUCCGGAACCAGCCCGAGCCCACCAUGGAGGAGAUCGAGGAUGCCCUGCAAGGGAACCUGUGCCGCUGCACAGGCUACAGACCCAUCCUCCAGGGCUUCCGGACCUUCGCCAGGGAUGGUGGAUGCUGUGGAGGAAAGGGGAACAACACAAACUGCUGCAUGAACCAGAAGAAAGACCACACAGUCACCCUCUCGCCAUCUUUAUUCAACCCAGAGGAGUUCAUGCCCCUGGAUCCCACCCAGGAGCCCAUCUUCCCCCCAGAGUUGCUGGUAGGUGAUGCCCCAGGGAGAGGCCCAAUCAAGUCUCUGUGCCAUGACCCUUUUUAUUUCAGACCCCUGGGAUCUCUGUGUCCUGCUUGUCCUUUAGUUUUCAGCCUGCAUUUCCCUUCUUUCCUCUGACACCCAGAGGUCAAAUCUCUCUGCCAUACACUCCCACGGGGACCCACACUUCUCUCCUUCUCCCACAUGUGACUCUGAGGACAGGGAGUCAAGCUCUCUGGCACAUCAGGUACAGGAACAGUUGCUUCAGAAGUAUCUGCUAACUUCCUGGCUAAAUCUAAUGUAUAAGCCCCUCAAACAACCCAGUAUACUCUCU